GGUAGCUUCUUCAAAUUUGCUAAAUUAUUUCUUUUCGAAAAGUAAACAUCCGGCAGUUUCGUUGUCAAUAGAUGUUGUCUCAACGAUUUCCCUCGUCGUAUCAAUAUUACCUGUUCGCAUACGUUUACGAAGGUUCGGGUACUUCUUUGACCUACCCCUUCAUCAAUCUUUGCCGAAGCGAUAGUCCGAGCAACUUCACAUCCAUCAAUGAUUAUCAUUCAAUCCGAGAAUCAAUAAAUGAUAAAGAUAAGCUCAGUCAAUAACUCAAAAUUAAGGUUAUCAAAUACGGUACUUGAUCUGCCCUCUCUGCUGGAAUCAGCCCCAGUCUCCAGUAUUUUGGAGACGUUGUUGACACCUCCUCGACGAUAAGGAUCAGAAUUUAAUCCCGAUUUGCCCAAGUAAUCUUUUGAACGCCGCUCUAGAAAGAUGAAAGGGUGAACAGGCUCAAUGGGCAUUACAUUUUCAAAACAGUCUGUUAAAUCGUUUUAUUAAUCUCUUUCGUUCAAGAUGGAACCAAAAUAUUCGUGGGUUUAUCAUUCAUGAUAAAUUCGAACUUCCCUCAAUUAAGAACAUGGUCCUCAACUCUUGUUGAUUUCGAAAUCAAGGUGUUCUUCAAAAUUGUCGAUUCUGGCAAUUUUGACAUGCCGGGGGUUUCGUCCUGCUAAAUCGCGGUACGUAUCUCACACCCAGGUAUGCACUUACCCCUCAUUCGGUGUAUGAUUUUCGUGCUCGGUGUAUAAGUAUAGAGUAGAUCCAAUCAUAACUAUGACCUUCGUUUUCGCAUAAUGGCGUCAUGAAUGAUCAACGUCAACUUCCUACAAAAGGAAAUGAAAGUCAUUUCCGAUUGUAUGUUCAGAUCCUGAUGGAAUCCAACCACAUACAAUUCAUCACAAUCGACAGAGACCCUUACUUCUGUGAAUUCAACGACGAAAGGGUGCUUUUGGGUACGUAUCUACGUAAUCAUGAGCCAGUCUUCUCAACCUGAUCGGUAUACAAGCUCAGCCGAUACCGAAAUGCAAGUAUUGACAUUUCGACCCGAUGAGCCUUCUGACCCUCGCAAUUUUUCUUUCUGGAGAAAAUGGUCUAUCGUGGGCAGUAUCACAUUGAUCGAUUUAACAGUCUCCUGGGGAGCAUCUGGAUACUCACCAGCAGAGGAAAAACUUAUCCAGUUCUUCAAUGUCAGUUCUGAAGUCGGCGUGUUGGGUCUCUCGCUCUACAUUCUCGGUCUAGCAUUGGGACCGAUGACAUUGGCGCCUUUAUCUGAAUAUUAUGGGAGGUCUUAUCUAUACGUCAUUCCUUAUGGGACAUUCCUUCUAUUUCUGCUUGGAACAGCACUUGUACAGAACAUUGAAGGGUUUCUUGUUUUAAGAUUUCUAUCGGGUCUCUUCGCUAGUGUGACAAUUGCCAACUUUGGCGGAACAAUUGCCGAUCUUUGGCCAAGAGAUCAAAUAGGGCCGGCGAUGAGUAUUUUCCUCUGGGCCGCAGUGUGUGGGAGUCCUUCCGGAUAUUUUUUGAUGUCCUUCGUUGCACAAAAACAUGGAUGGCGAGAGGUUUUCUGGGCUUUACUAGGGAUUUGUGGUGGAUUCUGGUUGAUACUCGUGGUGGUACUUCUUGUUUUCGGAAAUGAGACAAGACGUUCAGUGAUUCUGCGAAGACGUGCAAAUCGAAUAAACAAGGCUGCGGGAAGAACAGUCGCCACGGUACCUAUUGAAAUGCAGAGCAAAUCUCUAGGACAAUUAUUCAAAGACACUCUUUCUCGACCUUUCCGCUUUCUAGCAACCGAGCCCGUGAUCAUCUUCGCAGCGCUCUACAACGGUUUCUUGUACGGACUCUCGUUUCUGUUCAACAGUGCUUUCAAUCUCGUAUUUGGCAAAAUGGGUUAUGGUUUCGGCACAAUCGGUGUUGGUCUUUGCUUCCUGGGACUUAUCGUCGGCAUCAGUUUGGGUCCGCUGGUCAAUAUAUGGCAAGAAAACUAUUAUCAGAGACGAAUUCGUGCAGCUGGAACAAGGGAAACUCAAUCUGGAGAGGAGCUUGAUCCUGAAAGAUUUAAGAAUAUACCGGAAGCACGAGUUCAAUUGAGCAAACUUGCUGCUGUUCUACUACCGAUCAGUCUCUUCUGGUUCGCAUGGAGUUCGCCACCUCAGUAUCAUAUUCAUUGGAUCGUACCCAUACUUGCUACCACUUUAUUCGGGUAUUCUUUCUACACACUCAUCUUGAUGACUUACCUUUAUGUUGAAGAUAGCUACAUGGUAUUCUCAGCGAGUGCUUUAGCUGGCGUGGGGUUGAUACGAAAUUUGGCCGGUGCGGGAUUCCCAUUGUUUGGGAAACAGAUGUUUGUGAACUUGGGAUAUAAUUGGGCGGGAACAAUAUUGGCAUGUUUAGCUGUGUUACUGGUUCCCAUUCCUUUCAUAUUGGAGAAAUAUGGUUAUAGGCUUAGAGCGAGGAGUUCAUUUGCGAAACAGCAUAUGGACAAUUAAGAUUAUGAUGAUGAAAUGAGUAUAUGAAUAUAUGGAUAUAGACACAUAAUUAAGAAUAGAAGACA
Botrytis cinerea B05.10 is the source of this 2542-nucleotide messenger RNA. RefSeq lists its product as hypothetical. The record is from RefSeq and is a predicted model, not a curated record. Gene Ontology annotation, molecular function: transmembrane transporter activity. Lineage: Eukaryota; Fungi; Ascomycota; Leotiomycetes; Helotiales; Sclerotiniaceae. The transcript has a single exon. Gene Ontology annotation, biological process: transmembrane transport. Bases 963 to 2477 code for a protein of 504 amino acids.